Messenger RNA from Carlito syrichta (Philippine tarsier), 1384 nucleotides. It is a transcript of the gene MEAK7, whose product is annotated as TBC/LysM-associated domain containing 1. The record is from RefSeq and is a predicted model, not a curated record. The coding region runs from base 1 to 1374 and encodes 457 amino acids. The transcript is spliced from 7 exons. Lineage: Eukaryota; Metazoa; Chordata; Mammalia; Primates; Tarsiidae. Gene Ontology annotation, biological process: TOR signaling.
AUGGGGAAUGGCCGGAGCCGGGCGGGGCAGAAACUGUGCUCACACUUCCUCCCGGAGGAGCAGGCUGAGAUCGAUAGACUGUUUGAGGCUCUGUCAUCGGAUAAAAGCAGCUCCAGUACCUCAUCUAGAUCUUUCUCUUUGAAGGCACUAAAGAGCCACAUUGGAGAAGCUCUUCCCCCAGAGAUGGUCACCAGGCUGUACAAUGGCAUGCGGAGGGUGGACCUGACGGGGAAGGCCAUGGGACCCAGCGAGAACGUGUCCCGGGAGCAGUUCACCGUGUCCAUGUCCUCCCUGUUGAAGGGAAACGCUGAGGAGAAGAGUCUCGUGGUUCUGAGGAUGAUUUCUGCCACAGGCGGUCCCGUGAAAGCCAGAGAAGUCCAAAAGUUUACAGAGGACCUGGUUGGCUCUGUGGUGCACGUGCUGAGCCACAGACAGGAGCUGAGAGGCUGGACGCAGAAGAAGGCCCCAGGGCCCGCCCCCAGGGUGCAGGAGCUCACCGCGCAGCUGCUCUCUGAGAUGAAGCUUCCAGGUGGCAAGAGGCCCCCGGGGCCUGAGUGGCUGGACUGCGCCUGUGACCGAGCCGUGAUGGAGGACUGGGUGUUCCGGGCCCCCCACGUGGCCAGGUUUCUGAGUGUGGUCGUCCACAAGGGCUUCCUGGUCCUGUGCUCGUCCCUGGAUCUGGCCACCCUGGUUCCCGAGCGUCAGGUGGACGCGGGCAGGAGCUUCGAGUGCAUCCUGGAUGUGCUGGCAGUCGUCUUUGUCAACGCGCACCUGCCCGAGGAGCGGCGGCACCGCUGGCGCCUGCUCUUCUCAUCCGAGCUCCACGGGCACAGCUUCUCGCAGCUCUGCGGGCGCAUCGCCCACCGGGGGCCCUGCGUGGCCGUCCUCCAGGACCACGACGGCCACGUGUUCGGGGGCUUUGCCUCCUGCUCCUGGGAAGUGAAGCCUCAGUUUCAAGGGGACAACAAGUGCUUCCUGUUCUCCGUCUCCCCCCACAUGGCUGUGCACACGCCCACGGGCUACAAUGACCACUACAUGUACCUGAACCAUGGACAGCAGACGAUCCCUAAUGGGCUGGGCAUGGGAGGGCAGCAUGACUACUUCGGGCUCUGGGUGGAUGUCGACUUCGGGAAAGGACACAGCAAAGCCAAGCCCACAUGCACCACGUACAACAGCCCACAGCUCUCUGCCAAGGAGAACUUCCGGUUUGAUAGGAUGGAGGUGUGGGCAGUCGGAGACGCCCCUGAGUUGCGGCCGGUCAAGAGCAACAAGAGCAUUCUUGACGUGGACCCUGAGGCCCAGAUCCUGCUGGAGGCCAGUGGGCGGACACGCCACAGUGAGGGACUCCGCGAAGCCCCGGGUGAUGACGAGUGAGGGGACCUGC